AUGCGCGUUUUGUACCCAACUCCGCUGCUCUGCGCAACGGCUGUGGCUGCCGUACCUUACCAACAAUACAUCCUUGCUCCUCCCUCGCGAACUCUUCGACCCGUCGCCGUACGGCUCCAAAGCGGUUCACUUUCCGCUGCAACUGCUCUUUUAGACAGCCAGGUUUCCCUCAGUCUCAUCUUAGAUACCUUCAACUCCUCGGUAACAUACGACUUUGGCAAAAAUAUCGCCGGCUCGGUCAACUUCAAUACAACCUCGAACGGCGGGGCGGUCGGUUUCACCUUCACCGAAAGCUCUCUGUGGAUUUCUGCAGAUGCAUCCGACGCCACGGCGGACGCGGGAUUGGACGCACCUCUCGUGUUCAACCUUACGGGUGCGGGACAUUAUGCGCCUCCUACUGACAGGGAGCGUGGCGCGUUCCGCUAUCUAACGGUCGUCAACCUCGGUCCCGGCCAGGUCUCCAUCAACGACCUCUGGGUGCAUUUCACGGCGAUGCCGCAUUGGAGAGCCGACUCAUUGCGGAACUACACAGGAUGGUUCCAUUCUAACGACGAGAAGCUGAACCGGGUGUGGUACGCUGGGGCGUACACCAAUCAACUCGUGACGAUCGACCCGACCCGUGGCGACGCUCUCAACUAUCUCAAUGUAAUUACGAGCAAUUCGACAGUCACCGGUACACUGGACUGGUGGCUGAACACGACCAUCACGAAUGGCACUUCCACUUUGACCGAUGGCGCGAAACGGGACAGGCUGGUGUGGAGCGGGGACAUUUCUAUCGCAGUCCUGGGUAUCGCAGUCACGACGUUCGACCUCAUCUCCGUCAGGAACGCUCUCGACUCGCUCUACGACCUCCAAAACGGCAGUGGGCUCCUCCCGUACGCCGGUUACCCUUUCAACGAGCUCGGGAUCGUCUCUUUCACGUAUCACUUAUAUGCCCUCAUCGGUGUCGAGAGCUUCUUCCACUACACCGGCGACCAGUCCUACCUUGGUGGGAAGUGGUCGCAGUGGAAAGCAGGUCUGGAAUGGGCGGCGGCACAGAUCGAUGACACGGGCCUCGCGAACGUUACCGCGUCUGCCGACUGGCUGCGCUUUGGCAUGGGCGGGCACAACAUCGAAGCGAACUCUAUCCUGUUCUACACCCUCAACCUCGGCGUCGCCCUCGCCCAGAUCCAAAACAACACCACGACGGCCGACCGUUGGGCGCAGCUCGCGGCGGGGAUUCAGGCUGCAGCGAUCCCGCUGCUGUGGCAGCCAGAUGUCGGGCUGUUUAGGGACAACGAGACGACGACGCUCGCGCCACAGGAUGGGAAUGCAUGGGCAGUGAAGUCGGGGCUCGUCACGAACACGUCGCAGGUGGUGCAGAUCUCAAACGCGCUGCAGGCGCGGUGGGGCCAGUACGGGGCGCCCGCACCGGAGGCGGCGGACGCGGUGUCCCCUUUCAUCUCUGGGUUCGAAUUGGAGAUGCACUUUGCGGCGAACCGGACGACGGCGGCGCUCACCCUGAUCCGUAAUAUGUGGGCGGACUUCAUGCUUGAUGACCCGCGGAUGACGAACAGCACGUUCAUCGAGGGGUACUCUACGAGCGGAGAGCUGCAUUAUGCGCCGUACACGAACGAUCCGCGGAUCUCGCACGCACAUGGGUGGGGAACGGGGCCUACGAGCUCGCUCACGACAUAUGUCGGCGGCAUCCAGCUUGUGGGCGCGGCGGGAGCUACGUGGGCGAUCGUGCCUCAGGUGGGCGACUUGACGCACGUCGAUGCCGGGUUCUCGACCACUCUCGGUCGCUUCUCGUCGAAGUGG
Molecule: messenger RNA, 1800 nt
Organism: Dichomitus squalens LYAD-421 SS1
Lineage: Eukaryota; Fungi; Basidiomycota; Agaricomycetes; Polyporales; Polyporaceae
Product: Six-hairpin glycosidase
Exons: 4
Biological process (GO): carbohydrate metabolic process
Source: RefSeq, a predicted model, not a curated record